This is a messenger RNA of Hippopotamus amphibius kiboko, 2114 nucleotides long. It is a transcript of the gene LHX1, whose product is annotated as LIM homeobox 1. NCBI's taxonomy places the organism in Eukaryota, Metazoa, Chordata, Mammalia, Artiodactyla, Hippopotamidae. The record is from RefSeq and is a predicted model, not a curated record. Bases 813 to 2033 code for a protein of 406 amino acids. The transcript has 5 exons. Gene Ontology annotation, molecular function: RNA polymerase II transcription regulatory region sequence-specific DNA binding; DNA-binding transcription factor activity, RNA polymerase II-specific. Gene Ontology annotation, biological process: regulation of transcription by RNA polymerase II; neuron differentiation. Gene Ontology annotation, cellular component: nucleus.
GCGUCCGCCCGGAGUUGUCCCUCUCCGCUCUCGAUUGACACAAACACUUCUCCAAAAGGGGGGAAACCUAAGCAACAACAACAAUCAACAACGAGGUCUUCCUCCUGCCCUCCCCCCUCCCUCCCUCCCUCCCCCCUCGGCCUGCCCCCGCCCUCGCCCCCAGGCCCACCGCGAGCGCCCAGCGCAUCCCGACCCAUUGCGCGAUGCCAGCAGUUUAGGAUCCAAAGCUUCUCUACUCGUUUGGUUCUUUUCUUUUAUAAAAACAGGAGGGGAAAUUCUGGUGGCGGGCAGCCCGGCACACACACACACACAACGCGCCCUCAUACCCCGACAAAAGCAGAUGCACUUUGACUUCUGACAGCUCUACCUCAAGCCCGAGAGAACUCAAGCGGCGCUUUCCCUGCAACCCGAGCUCGCCGCGUCGUCCUCUUCCUUCUCCGACUCCGUUUUAUUUAUUUAUUUGCGCUCCCGUCGCCGUUCUCGUUGACCUUCACUCCUUCGCGGGCUCUGGGCAGAAGAGUCGCUUUCUCGCCCGCCUGAGACUCUUUUCCUCGCCCCAGGAGCUUCGGCGGCGCCGCUGUGCCCCCGGGGCCCUGGGACUGCCGGGCUGCACACUCCACCGAGGCGCCUCCUGCCCCCCAUCAGCUUCCUCCCUCUCUUUGAUUUUCUGGUGCGGGUUUCGGUUCGCACUGCCAAGUGUGUCUCCCCAUUUUGGAGGGGCUGGGGAGUUCCUGCCGGUCGUCUUGGUGAGUCAUCCCGUCGGCUCUACCUGCGCUUCUCUCUCCGGGCCUCACCCGACCAAACCAAAGACCAUGGUGCACUGUGCCGGCUGCAAAAGGCCCAUCCUGGACCGCUUCCUCUUGAACGUGCUGGACAGGGCCUGGCACGUCAAGUGUGUCCAGUGCUGUGAAUGUAAAUGCAACCUGACCGAGAAGUGCUUCUCCCGGGAAGGCAAGCUCUACUGCAAAAACGACUUCUUCCGGUGUUUCGGUACCAAAUGCGCCGGCUGCGCGCAGGGCAUCUCCCCUAGCGACUUGGUGCGGAGAGCGCGGAGCAAAGUGUUUCACCUGAACUGCUUCACCUGCAUGAUGUGUAACAAGCAGCUGUCCACCGGUGAGGAGCUCUACAUCAUCGAUGAGAACAAAUUCGUCUGCAAAGAGGAUUACCUAAGCAACAGCAGUGUCGCCAAAGAGAACAGCCUUCACUCGGCCACCACCGGCAGUGACCCCAGUUUGUCUCCGGACUCCCAAGACCCAUCGCAGGACGACGCCAAGGACUCGGAGAGCGCCAAUGUGUCGGACAAGGAAGGUGGCAGCAAUGAGAACGACGACCAGAACCUGGGGGCCAAGCGGAGAGGGCCGCGCACCACCAUCAAAGCCAAGCAGCUGGAGACGCUGAAGGCCGCCUUUGCUGCUACACCCAAGCCCACGCGCCACAUCCGCGAGCAGCUGGCUCAAGAGACUGGCCUCAACAUGCGCGUCAUCCAGGUCUGGUUCCAGAACCGACGCUCCAAGGAACGCAGGAUGAAGCAGCUGAGCGCGCUGGGCGCCCGGCGCCACGCCUUCUUCCGCAGUCCGCGCCGGAUGCGGCCGCUCGUGGACCGCCUGGAGCCGGGCGAGCUCAUCCCCAACGGGCCCUUCUCCUUCUAUGGAGAUUACCAGAGCGAGUACUACGGGCCCGGAGGCAACUACGACUUCUUCCCGCAAGCUCCCCCGUCCUCGCAGGCUCAGACGCCAGUAGACCUGCCCUUCGUGUCGUCGUCCGGGCCUUCCGGGACACCCCUGGGUGGCCUGGAGCACCCGCUGCCCGGCCACCACCCGUCGAGCGAAGCGCAGCGGUUCACCGACAUCCUGGCGCAUCCUCCCGGGGACUCGCCCAGCCCCGAGCCCAGCCUGCCCGGGCCUCUCCACUCAAUGUCGGCCGAGGUUUUCGGGCCCAGCCCACCCUUCUCGUCGCUGUCGGUCAACGGCGGGGCGAGCUACGGGAACCACCUGUCUCAUCCCCCCGAAAUGAACGAGGCGGCCGUGUGGUAGCGGAGUGGCGCACGGUCCGCGGAGUUCGUGGUUGUACAGAAAUGAACCUUUAUUUAAUAAAAACAGAAAACAGAAAAAAAC